AUGGCUUCGAAAGCCAUCACUAGCAGAAGUGCCAGAGUUCCCUCGGAUGCGGAAUACACCUACUCCAAUCUUUUCAAUAGCUUCUCAGCUAGCCUUACUAAACCCGAGCUGAAAGAUCUACUUAACGACCCCAACGUCGAUUUCAUCAAAAAAGUCUCCACCAUGCAUGGAGCAUCUACCCAGAAAAACGUACCCUGGGGUCUAGCUCGUAUUUCCAACAAACCACCAGGCAAGGAUCAUACAACUUACACCUAUGACGAAAGUGCCGGUGAAGGCACAUGCACUUAUGUUCUUGACACAGGCAUUGAAGUCGACCACCCUGGGAAACAGGAAUUCGAGGGCCGCGCCAGAUUCGUGCAGAACUUUGUUGAUAACGCUGACUUAGAUGCUAAUGGUCAUGGGACUCAAUUUGUCGCAAAGAAGACGCAGCUCUUCGCUGUCAAGGUCCUAAAUGCGUAUACAGCGGGUCAGACAUCGGGAAUUCUCGCUGGCAUGGAUUUCAUCGUUGAAGAUGCUGCUACCCGAAAGUGUCCCAAAGGCAUUGUGGUCAACAUGUCUCUUAGUGUUGCUUCUUCACCUGCUAUAAACGCAGCUGUUAGAUAUAUCGUUAAACCGGGUUGUUUUCUCGCUUCAGCAGCUGGCAACGACGGCACCGACGCGUCUCACGUUUCGCCAAGCAAUGAACCUAUGGCCUGUACUAGCACCUGGAUCAAGGGAAGUGUCAAACUCGAGUCAGGCACAUCAAUGGCAACAGCACACGUCACUGGCCUGGCGGCUUAUCUGUUGGGCCUCAAGGACAUCAAGGCAUCAGAAUUAUGCAACCUUAUUGCAACCAUGUCUCUGGAAGACGUCAUCAAGGGUAUUCCUGAAAACACGGUCAACCUGUUAAUCCAGAACAGCGAAGCGAAGUAA
This is a messenger RNA of Fusarium mangiferae, 912 nucleotides long. RefSeq names its product putative endopeptidase K. The transcript is spliced from 5 exons. The coding region runs from base 1 to 912 and encodes 303 amino acids. Gene Ontology annotation, molecular function: serine-type endopeptidase activity. The record is from RefSeq and is a predicted model, not a curated record. NCBI's taxonomy places the organism in Eukaryota, Fungi, Ascomycota, Sordariomycetes, Hypocreales, Nectriaceae. Gene Ontology annotation, biological process: proteolysis.